AAAUUUGUCACGUGUACGUGUAAACAGUUAUAACCUUCCUUAUUGUUAGAAUCUUUAGAGUAAUCACUCUUAAUUUUGUUCUUGUCGCUUGAGUCUCAACGAUUCAAUUCUGUUCUUGUCGCCCUACUUGUUUGUUAAUUUCGUCAUGGCUUCUUUUAAAUUAAGUAACUACGACUGCAUUGGUUUUGAUUUGGACAAUACAUUAUUACAAUACAAGGUAUCAAAUUUAAUAAAAUUAUCCUACGGAUUGUUAACUGAUUUUUUGGUCGAACACAAAAAGUAUAGUGAAAAGUAUUUAAAGAGAACUUUAACUGACAGUGACUUUGAUUUUAUGCAAAAAGGCUUAGUUUUGGAUAUAAGACGAGGUAAUAUUUUAAAACUUGACGCUAAUGGAUUGGUUUGGAAAGCAACUCAUGGAACAAAAUUAUUAACAACUGAAGAAUUACUGUCUUUUUAUCCAAAUCAGAGAUUUGAAUUUUCCGAUAUUUUCACGACAGAUUUACAUUCCAUAUGGAAUGGUGAACUUUCACUGCAAGUUAGAACAGUUUUAGACUAUUUUGAUAUAUCGGUGAGUGUUAUUUUUGCGAAUAUGGUUGAUUCUAUCGACGGGGAAAAUGGAAAGCAGUCAGUUUACGAUUUUUGGCCUGAUAUUCUUGAUUCGCUGAAAUAUAUUUACUCGGUGGAAAAAUUUAAGUCGAGUGAAGGUGUAUUUUUGGAAUUUAAAUCAAAUCCGGAAAAGUAUUUUCAUAAAUGCAGUUCGGAAACAAUUUCCUGGAUUCGUGAAUUGAAGAAGAAGAGGAAGACUUUUUUGAUUACUGGAUCGGAUUAUGAUUUUAUGAAUUUUACGGCUAGUUACGCAAUGGGAGAGAAUUGGCGAUCACUUUUUGACGUUGUUGUUUGUUUUGCGUGUAAACCGGGAUUUUUCGCUUUUGAAAGACCAUAUUUUGGAAUUGAGGAUAAAGCGGAGGAAAUUGUGCCUGUUGAAGAAUUUUUAGAGGGAGGUGUUUACAGACGAGGGAAUUGGAAGGAUUUGGUGAAAUUUUUCACUCGUAUUACAGGGAAACAUGAACCUGUUUGUUUAUAUUUUGGCGAUAAUAUAAUGCAGGAUGUUUACGUUCCGAAUAAGAAAGCCAAUUGUGAUACUAUGGUUGUAGUCGACGAACAAUUAGCUGAGAGAAUGUUACAUCACGAAUUAUCGCACACUGACGAAAGUAUUAUUAAUUCUGAAUUUUGGGGUUCCUAUUUUUCGUUGAGAGAACCCGAUGGUUUUAAAGAUACAUUUUGGAAUCAUAUUAUUCGAACUCAUGCGAAAGUUUGUAUUCCUCAAGUAAAUAUUAUUUCCACGAUUCCUUUAGAACAGUCGAUAAAAUGUUUCGUUAAAGACGAUGUUAAUUCUUGUGGAUAUUAUCCUGGGAAACCUCUUUCUUUGCACCUUUGAUUUCAUCUUUUGUUUAAAGAUGCCUAUAAUACCGGCUAUUAAGGAUCAGCUGCACAAAGUGUCUGGGCAUCUGGUCAAAGAGAAAAGUACAAAACUCACAGGCAAACAAUCGAGAGUUUUAAAUUCUCAACGGCAAGGAUUAGCUGAUGUUAAG
Leptopilina heterotoma is the source of this 1592-nucleotide messenger RNA. It is a transcript of the gene Nt5a, whose product is annotated as 5'-nucleotidase domain-containing protein 1. The record is from RefSeq and is a predicted model, not a curated record. NCBI's taxonomy places the organism in Eukaryota, Metazoa, Arthropoda, Insecta, Hymenoptera, Figitidae. Gene Ontology annotation, molecular function: 5'-nucleotidase activity. The transcript has 2 exons. Bases 146 to 1438 code for a protein of 430 amino acids.